ACAGUGUACAGUGUUCUAUAGUGUUCAAGUGUGAGAAAAUAAUAAAGUGAGUAGUGAAAAAUGGCUCGUACAAAGCAAACAGCCCGAAAAUCGACUGGUGGAAAGGCACCACGUAAACAAUUGGCGACAAAAGCUGCACGCAAAAGUGCACCAGCAACUGGUGGAGUUAAAAAGCCACAUCGUUAUCGUCCAGGUACAGUGGCGUUGCGUGAAAUUCGUCGCUAUCAAAAGAGUACCGAAUUAUUGAUACGCAAAUUGCCAUUCCAGCGCUUGGUUCGUGAAAUAGCGCAAGAUUUCAAAACUGAUCUACGUUUCCAAAGUUCUGCUGUUAUGGCUCUACAAGAAGCAAGUGAAGCAUACUUGGUUGGUCUUUUUGAAGAUACCAAUUUGUGUGCCAUCCAUGCUAAGCGUGUUACAAUUAUGCCAAAAGAUAUUCAAUUGGCUAGACGUAUUCGUGGUGAACGUGCUUAAAUCAAUAAGAAA
Anastrepha ludens (Mexican fruit fly) is the source of this 483-nucleotide messenger RNA. Its product is annotated as histone H3. Bases 61 to 471 code for a protein of 136 amino acids. Gene Ontology annotation, cellular component: nucleosome. Lineage: Eukaryota; Metazoa; Arthropoda; Insecta; Diptera; Tephritidae. The transcript has a single exon. The record is from RefSeq and is a predicted model, not a curated record. Gene Ontology annotation, molecular function: structural constituent of chromatin; DNA binding; protein heterodimerization activity.